This is a messenger RNA of Miscanthus lutarioriparius, 1230 nucleotides long. The record is from the annotation of a GenBank genome assembly. Lineage: Eukaryota; Viridiplantae; Streptophyta; Magnoliopsida; Poales; Poaceae.
AUGCCAUCGCCAGUCGGAUCGACGCCUUGGACGCCCUACCGUGGACGUGCCGCCACAUUCGCGUACGUGUUCAUCUCCUGGCUCCCUCUCCCUUCUUAUGCAUUUCGAAUUUCAGGAUUGAGCAUUUGUCUGCUUAAUUUGAUUUCAGGAACUAGCCGGAUUGUGGAGUGCUGUGGUUUUCUCAGUUUGAGUUUGCUGUCUGAUGGGUUUGUCGGUGCCAGUGUUGCAGAGAUUGUGGCGGCGACGUCCAUUGCGAGGCCACGGGCGGAUGUCACCUAUUGCAUCCAUGCGCUUGCCCGGCGACUCGCCAAAACCAGGAACUGGAUUGAAAAACAUGAAUGCUUCAGGGUCUUGAAGUGUGACAUUGAAGCUAAGCGUUUAUCAAAGCAAGGUCAAGGACCUGAAAAGGCAGAAGGAGCUGCAAAUAACAAUUAUCUGGUGCAAUAUGCUCUAGCUCAGGUUCUUAAAGAAAGCUUCAAAAUUUAUUGUGCAAUAAAUGAUGGAAUUAUCAACCUUGUUGACAAUUUCUUUGAGAUGCCAAAGCAUGAAGCACUAAAAGCCCUUCACAUUUACAGGAGGGCUGGCCAGCAGGCUGGAAACCUGUCUGGCUUCUAUGAAAGUUGUCGGGGUUUAGACCUCGCAAGAAAUUUCCAGUUUCCCACUUUGAGGGAGAGUAUGACCAGAUACUCAGAUUUGAUUUAUCUUAUUUUCAGCCACCCUCCAUGUAUGAUGCCAGUUAUAGAACCACUGGAGCUUCCUGAGCGGCUUAUUCUGACAUACAAACCAGCAGCAGCAGCAGCAGAAGAAGAAGAAGAAGAAGUUCGAGAGCAUGUUCCUAUUGUAGAGGAGAAACGGCAAGUUGUUGAAGAACCUGCUCCAGUGCCUUCUUCCCAAAUAGCUUCGCCUCCCAAGCCUAAUAUUGCAGAUACUGGCGAUUUACUGGUAAGUGAUUCAACCCCUACUGUGUCGGCAAUAGAGGAGAGCAGCGCUUUGGCCUUGGCGAUUCUUCCUACAGGUGUCGAUAAUUCAACAGCAACUACACAGCAAAAUAGAGGAUUUGAUCCAACAGGAUGGGAACUUGCUCUUGUUACUACGAGCAGCAACAUGACUCCACUGUCUAUGGAGAGUAAUUUGAAUGAACAAAAUAUUUUUCUUGUAGUCUUAUUAGAGGGUGGAGGUUUCAGGGUCAACCGGGCAAGUGAUAUAUGGGCAGUGGCUCACUGGCAGUAG